Saccostrea echinata is the source of this 2230-nucleotide messenger RNA. RefSeq names its product WW domain-binding protein 11-like. The transcript is spliced from 15 exons. The record is from RefSeq and is a predicted model, not a curated record. Gene Ontology annotation, biological process: mRNA cis splicing, via spliceosome. Bases 131 to 1846 code for a protein of 571 amino acids. Gene Ontology annotation, cellular component: spliceosomal complex. Lineage: Eukaryota; Metazoa; Mollusca; Bivalvia; Ostreida; Ostreidae.
GGGAAAAAACAGAAAGUCAAGCAAUGAGUACAGAACUGUGAGAGAAAAGAGAGCUUGAUUUGUCGAAGAUUAUACUUGAUUGAUUCACCCAGAUUUUAUUUUUUGCACCAAAAUCAUAUAAAGAGUAAAGAUGGGAAGAAGAUCAAUCAACACCACAAAAAGUGGGAAAUUCAUGAAUCCUACUGACCAAGCCAGAAAAGAGGCCAGAAAAAAGGAGCUGAAAAAGAAUAAGAAACAGCGUAUGAUGGUCCGAACAGCAGUCCUAAAGGGAAAAGAUCCUUUGAAGUUACUGCAAGAAAUGGAAGUCAUUGAUCUUAUGGAAUUCAACCCUAUUGAUGCACCUAAACUUAGUGAAAAAGUCUUAAAAGAUAAGAGAAAGAAGCUCAAAGAAACAUUUCAAAGAGUCUUGAAACUUUAUGAAAAGGAAAAUCCAGAAUUGGCAAAAGAUUUACAGAAGCAAGAGGUUGAAUAUGACAGAAAAAGAGAAAAACUUCAAGUUUACUAUGAACAAGUAAAGAAUGCCGAGAGAGUAAAAUUAGACCAGAUUCCUUUACCAGCAUUGCCACAGCAUGACACAACUACAUCAAUGAUACCCUUACCUGGGGAUAUACCAUUACCCUUAAGCCAAGACAAACCACAUGGAAUACUGAAGAAAACCACAUAUGAGAAAAGUCUAUCAAAUUUUGACUUGGAAGCAGCGAGGCGACGCCCACCACCAGGCCCGCCCCCUGGUCCUCCUCCUAUCUUGAGUGACAGUGAAGAUGAAGAAGAAUAUGACCCUGCUAAAGGCAUUGAAGAAAAUAUUGGUACAGUUGAUGUUGAUGUAGAACAUCCACAUGAUGUUACAGAACAUCCGAUGGAAACAGACCAUUCUUCAGCAGGUAGUAAACAGAAGAAAAUUAGAUUCAUAGAUGAUGACUCUAGAAAUCCUGAGGAAGAGGAAAAGGACACCAGACUGAAAUAUGCUCGACCAAAGGCUGCUGGAGUUACUCCUCUUCAGGCAAAAAUGUUAAAGUUAGCCGGACAGCAGGCUCCAAAUAAGGAGAAAAAAGAGAGAAGAAGAGAUAGCGAUGAGUCAGACUCAGAUGAUGAAAAGGCAGACAAAUCACAGGAAGUUUCAUCACGCUUGACUGAGAGCACCCCAAUAGAGGGAACAGACACACAACAGGCAGGAAGAUUAGUCCCCCCUGGACCCCCACCUGGUGCACCUCCAGGAGUACCCCCUGGUGUACCUCCAGGUCCCCCUCCAGGUGUACCCCCAAUGAUGUUCAGACCUCCACCUUUGAGAAGUGGUCCCCCAGGAGCACCACCCAGAAUGUUGCCUCCUGGUCCCCCUCCUGGAAGGCCACAGGGACUACCACCGGGACCCCCACCAGGUUUACCUCCCAACUUACAGAUGCCAGGGCAAAGGAUGCCACCUGCUCCUCCAGGAGUGCCUCCUCCCAGGAUAAUGCGACCUCCUUCUGGUCCCCCAGGUGUAUUACCCCCAGGAUUGCCCCCUCCUCCAGGGGUCGGGCCUAAUCCUAAUGUUCUCAGUGCUCCUCCCAGCAUCAUGAAGCCUCCUCGUAAGUCUGGGGAGGAAGAAAAGAAGAAUAUGGCCACCAUAGAAGCCAAACCACAGAUUAAGAAUUUGAUGGGUGAUGUUACGAGAUUUAUGCCUACAGCUCUUAAGGUUAAGAGAGAAGGAAAGGAUGCCAAGGGCAGAAUAAGAACCCACACCAAAGAAGAGGAGAGACGACCAAUAAGUAUGUCCCAGGUGGCAGCACCGGCUGUGACAGCAGCACCAACAAAAACAAAGGACGAUGCAUAUGAUCAGUUCAUGAAGGAAAUGUCUGACUUACUAUGAUACAACCAAGGUCAAGAACAAGUUCCCUCCCUUGACAAUGUUGGUAGUUUCAUCCAAACAGUAGUUAUGGCUGAUUCAUAAUGUCUGGAAGUUUGAAUUUGUUAGUAAUGGAGGACUUAACCCCAGAGACUACACCUAGAGGAAUAAACUAGCUAUCUAAAAUGCCAUAAUUUAUUCUUCAUAUUUACUUUGAAAUAUAUUUUAUGAAAUAACAAAGUUCUGUAAGUGAACAGAGUGGGAGAAUACAAUUACUGAAAUGUUUGUUACUGUGAACUUUCAUCAGUACAUUCUGAUUUUUAAGAUUUAAAGAUCAUGUAUAAAUCUAAUGAGAUUUGUGUUAUGCCAUGCAAGGUUUUAAAUCUUUUUCAUUAAAAAGAGAAUUGA